Messenger RNA from Tarenaya hassleriana, 807 nucleotides. RefSeq lists its product as uncharacterized. The record is from RefSeq and is a predicted model, not a curated record. Bases 142 to 672 code for a protein of 176 amino acids. NCBI's taxonomy places the organism in Eukaryota, Viridiplantae, Streptophyta, Magnoliopsida, Brassicales, Cleomaceae. The transcript has a single exon.
UCUUCUGAGUUGUUCGUUUCGGACAACAAACUAAAGGCUCACAUUUUACACAAGAUACCGACAAAACACCAACUUACCCCUAAACCCACUUUCCCGCAAUCCACAAACACAAACAAGGACGAGAACCAAGAACCAGAAACCAUGAAGAGGAACAACAGAAAACACAAAUCUAAAUCAGGGGGAGAAGAUCAAGAACAAGAACGGAAGCGACUCGAGGUCGUGAAAGCAGUGGCACAAGCUUGGCUCAGUCGCUCUAACACGACGACAACCUCUUCGUGCUCGGAGUUCGGAGCUCAGAGAAGGUACGGUUUCAUCAGAGACAAGCCUUCGCGUUUCAAGAUAGAGGCGUUAUCGAUGACGACGAACGUUGAUACGGACGAUCACCGCUACCGUUAUCCGACGGGUUCUCGUUGGGAUUUCGGGCAAUCUCUGUGGGAUUCGUACGAGAUUGUCGCAGUUUCGAAGAAGUUGGAACGAGGGCUCGCGUUAGAAAACGCGUUUUCGGGUUUCGUAGGGGACAACGAUGACGGGGAAUGGAGCAGAUUGAUAGGGCUGAAGAAGAAGAAGAAGAAGACGAAGGGGGAAGAGAGUAGAAAUAGUCUUAGGAGUUUGUUCUAUCGUGCUUGUUCGAGGAGGUUCAAUAACGUUGAUGUGAAUAUUCCGGAAAGUUAAAAUUCAGUAAAUAAAAAUAUUCUAUCCGUUUUUACACAAUACAAUUAAUUAUAUGUUGUUUAGGGAUUUUCAUAAUUUCUAAGAAAUUGUAUAUAAUAAUAUCCCGAUGUCACAAGUGUUGUUUUUGAGGAUUUU